Molecule: messenger RNA, 4900 nt
Organism: Tachysurus vachellii
Lineage: Eukaryota; Metazoa; Chordata; Actinopteri; Siluriformes; Bagridae
Gene: brip1
Product: BRCA1 interacting helicase 1
Exons: 26
Coding region: 98-4885 (1595 amino acids)
Biological process (GO): double-strand break repair involved in meiotic recombination; nucleotide-excision repair
Cellular component (GO): nucleus
Molecular function (GO): DNA binding; ATP binding; hydrolase activity, acting on acid anhydrides, in phosphorus-containing anhydrides
Source: RefSeq, a predicted model, not a curated record
GUUGGGUCUGUGUUCAUUGCCUGGCGGGAAUAUAAUUAACUUUGGAUGUGUUUAUAGUGUGUGUCUCACGGUAGCCACACACGCAGACUCACUCAGCAUGGCCGAGUACACCAUCGGAGGAGUGAAGAUAAACUUCCCCUGCAAAGCAUAUCCCUCUCAACUUGCCAUGAUGAACUCUAUUGUCCGUGGCCUGAACCAUGGGCAGCACUGUUUACUGGAAAGCCCUACUGGCAGUGGAAAGAGCCUUGCACUGCUCUGCUCAGCGUUGGCAUGGCAGCAGGCACAGUACGCUAAGCCUGACCAGGAUGGAGGAAGCACUUCUUGUGAUGUAAAAAAGCCAUGUGAUGUUACUACCCCAUGUCAGUGUGUGUGCCACAGCAGAACUCAUUGCUCGUCCACUUUCUUCAGCACUACAGCCUCUAAACCAGCUGUGAUUGACCUCACUGGAGAAGACUCUACUGCCCAAGUCAAUACACCUUCAAGAGCAUUGGAGGAAAAUCCACCGAAGAGAUCCACACUAUCAUCCAGGCUUUCUGAGAAAUUUCAGGCUUCCCUUACUAAACAGGAAGAACCAAGUGACGAAGACUUUAAGCCUGAUAAAAAGCGCAUUCGGGCACUUGCUGCUGAUCAGAGGAGCAGGAAGCGAAGAUGUCUUGAAAAAGGUGUGAUAUUCGAUGAUGAUGAGGAGGAGGAAGAGGAAAGGGCUAAUCGUAGGGCUCAGGCCACAGCUGAAGGUAGCCUGCCACCUGCUGAAAGCUGUUCUCUAGUACCUUGUUCCCUAUGUGCUUGUGCAAGCCUUGCAGAAGGUCAGAAGGCAGGUGGAAAAGUCAAGGACAAAGACAAAGAACGCAAUGGAAAGAAAGCUGUACCCAAAAUUUUCUUUGGCACACGCACUCAUAAACAGAUCACCCAAAUUGCACGAGAGCUGAAGCGGACGCUGUAUUCCACCGUGCCUAUGACCAUCCUAUCCAGCCGAGACCAUACGUGUGUCCACCCUGAAGUGGUACCCCACGCCAACCGCAAUGAACGCUGCAAGGAGCUGCUUGAGGGCAAGAAUGGGCAGUUAUGUAGAUUCUACCACAAUGUGCAUAAGAUGCGGGAGCAAAGGACUUUGCAGUGGGUGCAUGGGCUGCACCAGGCCUGGGACAUAGAAGAGCUGGUCAGUCUGGGCAGUAAGCUGCGCUCCUGUGCCUACUAUGCAGCCCGGGAGCUCAUGCAGGAGGCUUGCAUAGUUUUUUGCCCAUACAACUACUUGCUGGACCCUCUUAUACGGGAGAGUAUGGACAUCAAUCUAAAGGGGCAGAUUGUGGUGCUGGAUGAGGCUCAUAACAUUGAGGAUUGUGCCCGUGAGUCUGCAAGCUUCACAAUAAACCAGGCUCAGCUGCUGGAGGCUCGUGAGGACCUUGAAGUGAUGUUGAAAUAUAACAUCCGCCAGAACAACCAUGAGCCCCUUCUAGGCUUUUGCUGCAGCCUGCUCAACUGGAUACAAGAAAGCUCCAAUAAUUUGCAAGACAGAGAUUAUGAGACUGCCUAUAAGGUGUGGACUGGGAAGGAAGUUCUGGACAUUUUCCAUGGUCUUGGUAUAACAGCCGAAACGUUUCCUGUGCUUCAGAAGCACUUUGAGGCAGUGCUGGAGAAGGAAGAGCGGGUUGGGCUGGUGAACGGGAGAGAGGACACUGUACAGGUUCCCACCAUCAGCUCCAAAACUCAGACUGUGCUCAAGAGCCUUUUUAUGGUGUUGGGCUUCCUGUUUCGACAAAACUGCAGAUUUGCGGAUGACUACCGUGUGGCUCUGCAGCAGAGUUAUGUUUGGACUACCCAGGAGGAUGUGCCAGAUGUCCAGGGUUUUUUUGCCCGGCCUCGUCGUCGCCGCCAGACAGCCCGCACUAAAUCCCUUGUGCACACACUUAGCUUCUGGUGCCUAAACCCUGCAGUUGCAUUCUCUGAUCUGAGCACAGCGGUUCAUAGUAUAGUGCUCACUUCUGGUACCCUCUCACCCAUGGGGUCCUUCUCUUCUGAGCUGGGCCUCAAGUUCUCCAUCCAGCUGGAGGCCAGCCAUGUCAUCAGUAAGUCUCAGGUAUGGGUUGGCACCAUUGGGGCAGGUCCUCAGGGCCGUAGACUGUGUGCCACAUUCCAGCAUGCAGAAACCUUCAACUUCCAGGAUGAGGUGGGUGCACUGCUGCUGAAAGUGUGCCAGACGAUGAGCCGAGGAGUUCUCUGCUUCCUGCCGUCCUACAAGAUGCUGGAUAAGCUGAAGGAUCGCUGGAUGAACACAGGUUUGUGGGAGAAGCUGGAGGAGAAGAAAGCAGUGAUUGCAGAGCCACGUGGAGGAGCCAAGAGUGAUUUUGAUGAGCUGCUACAAACGUACUACAAUGCCAUUAGACAAAGUGGUGCCAGAGAUGGAGCACUUCUGAUUGCAGUUUGCAGAGGGAAAGUGAGUGAGGGGCUGGAUUUUUCUGAUGACAAUGCCAGAGCUGUGGUCACUAUUGGCAUUCCCUUCCCCAACAUUAAAGACCUGCAGGUUGAACUGAAGAUGAAAUAUAAUGACCAGCACUGUAAAUCCAGAGGCCUUCUUCCUGGAGGCCGAUGGUAUGAGAUCCAGGCCUUCCGGGCCCUAAAUCAGGCUUUGGGAAGGUGUAUUCGACAUAAAAAUGACUGGGGUGCACUUAUUUUAGUGGACGAUCGUUUUAGAGCUAACCCCAACAAGUAUAUCACAGGCCUGUCCAAGUGGGUGCGUCAGCUGGUGAAGCACCAUGACAGCUUUACUAGUGCCAUGGAGUCUUUGGUGUCCUUCUCCCAGUGUCAGCAAGGAGAAAUAGAGAGCCACACUGAAGAGCUUGUUCAAGCUAACCUUGAAUCCCCCAGGACUCAGUCAUCAACUCUACAGUUGCCUCCAAAACUUCCAAAACUGCACCAGUCCCUGAGCUCUGAGGGUCAGAUUACUCCUCCCUCUGAAGCAGGUGACCAGAAAUCUUCACAGCAUCAAUCAGAAUCACUAAUUUCUCAGUGUGACAUGCCUAAAAUCCUGUCAAAACCGCAAACAAUGGCUACCUUGUUCACCUCUACACCAGUGAGUUCUCGAUUCAGGACUCCUAUCUUCCAAUCUAAGGACUCCAAAAAGGACAUGAACCAGUGUGUAGAUUCAGCGGUCAUUAAUAAGGACACAGAUUUUGCAUAUGACCAGGCAGCUGAAGAUCAGACUAAAGUGGUUCCUGAGAACAAAUUGAAUGAGAUUCCUCCUGACUCUCCUCUUCAGACACCAGCCCUGUCCCCUGUUAUGACUUGCUAUGUUUCUAACCCGGAAGCAAGUGAAGCAGGAUCUGAAGAUGCUAAGGAGGAUGACCAGAGUAUCUUCUAUUCCCCAGAGCUGUUUGAGGUAGAAGAAGAGGAGUCUGCUGCAGCAGCUGUAGAGGAAAAUGAUGAGACAGCUAAGGCAGCUACAGAGGAAACUCAUCAUCAGAUUGAACAGCUUCUUUGCCCCAUCGGAAAGAUAGCUGACAGACUACAGCCUGAGGUGUUCAGGUCUGAGAAGGGCCAAAUGGCCUGUGCUGGCCCGAGUGAUCUUAAAGAAGCUGCUGUGUUUGCUGAAAGAGACUAUGUUUCUCCUAACAAUGACUGUGUGCUGUCUGAGAGUUUAUCAGAGCAGGCAGAGGGGACCUGUAGUAUAGGCAGUGAGAACAAUGCUACACAGCAACACCACCACAACAGCAAUAAGUCACGUAGGCUCUCCAGGUCCAGGCAAAAAGCAUCUAGUAGAGAAGCAGGUCACAGUGCAGGGGAGAGAAAGAAAGAGAAAUUCUACAAACCCAGAAAGCGAGGGAGUUGUGACAAGGCAUCACAAUCUUCAAAAAGCCCAGCCCAGACUCCUGCUUUACACCAAGUCCAGGAUAUUAGACCUCAAUGCAGUGAUGCAGUUACAACAGAAACCCAAGUAGAAAGGCUGCUGAAAUCAGAAAGUAUAAAGGAUUUUGAAUGUGAAAGUAGCUCUAAGGCAAUGCAGGCCUCAGUUUUCUGCAUGCAGUAUGGUUUUACUAAAGCAAAGAAUACAGCACUGACAGUGAGAAGAACAACAAGGAAAACAGGAAUAAAGCACAUGAGCUGUUCUAAUCCCACAGCAAAUGACUGUCAUACCGAUAGUCAGUCUGCAAUGAGCUUUGAUAUUAGCAAUCCAGAGCCACAUAGUAGAAAAAGACAUUUGACUGUAUGUAAUGAGAGGAACGGUUCUUCUCAUCAAACAGGAGAAGUGCAUGAGGUCUCAAGUGUUUAUCAGAGAGGGAUAAGAGUUCAAAGGUCGUCUGUAAGGAAAAGAAGGCUGAGUAAUAUGGUGGGAAAGGAUAAAACCUCUACAAUCAAGCCAGACAAAAGACAGAAGCAGUUUUCCAGUGGUUCGCCAUGUAUGAAAGGACUUAACUGUGGUUUAUGUCAGAUGGAGCUCCUUCCCUUUGCUCAAGGUGUAGUACAGAGUGCAGUUUGUGAACAAGUAGAAGUGUCCAAGUUAGUGGAGAGCUUGAAGCAAUUUGGUGAGAGACCACAGUGUUUAUGUAGUCCAGUAAAAGCCAGUCAGAGUAUUGGAAAUUCACUUCUAAUGGUCCAGAACGGCUUAGAUUUACAGACCCUGCGUUGUUCACUUCAACCCUACCUGCCUGCGAAUAAAAAAGGCUUGUGCUCGUACAAUGCAAUGUGGAAUAAGGCCAAGUGUUCAGUGACCCAGCUGCUGCAGUGUCAGGGUUGUGUAUCUGACCAUGCUGAUUGGGCUGUCAUCAUGGCAGCAGAGGUCCAUCACCCUAAGGAACCUGCUCUUGACCAGAUCUGGUUGGUUCCAGCAGCACUCAGGUUCUGCUCUAGGAUCAAGACUCUUUGGCCCAUUCAAGGGAGUCAGCAGUGAUCUGCAUUUUUACAC